Ipomoea nil (Japanese morning glory) is the source of this 797-nucleotide messenger RNA. Its product is annotated as universal stress protein PHOS34. Bases 112 to 600 code for a protein of 162 amino acids. The transcript is spliced from 3 exons. Lineage: Eukaryota; Viridiplantae; Streptophyta; Magnoliopsida; Solanales; Convolvulaceae. The record is from RefSeq and is a predicted model, not a curated record.
UUUCUAGUUCCUUCCACGCAGCUAUUUUCUGCUCUAUAUAUAAAACGAAGCUCCCAUUCUAACUAAGUCAGUCGACCCUGGAGAAAGAGCAAAUAACAAAAAGAAGAAGAAAUGGCGAAGGCGCGGUCGGUUGGGGUGGCAAUGGACUACUCUGCAACAAGCAAAUCAGCUCUGAAAUGGGCAAUUGAAAAUCUGAUAGCGGAAGGCGAUCGAAUCGUCAUCAUCCACGUCGUCUCCCCCAAAGCCGACCCAACCAACAAGCAGCUCUUCGAGGACACUGGAUCUCCCUUGAUUCCUCUGGUGGAGUUUAGAGAGAUGGAUGUGUGUAAGAAGUAUGGACUCACCCCUGACCCUGAGGUUCUUGACAUGCUUGAUACUGUGUCGAGGCAGAAAAAGGCUGUGGUGGUGGCUAAGGUAUACUGGGGAGAUGCAAGGGACAAGAUAUGUGAUGCUGUGGAUCAUCUCAAGCUUCACUCUCUUGUGCUUGGAAGCAGAGGUUUAGGAGUCCUUAAGAGGGUGUUGCUUGGGAGUGUGAGUAACUACGUGGUGCAAAAUGCUACAUGUCCGGUGACGGUCGUGAAAGAACCAUCCAAGCGCUAAGGUUGUUCCAACUAUUAAAGCAACUCAUCAUAUCAACAUUCAUAUAAUGUAUCAUACAUGUCUAUCUUGUAAACUUUUAUGGAUAAAGCAGCCUCUUAUGUAUCAUUCCGACUUUCAAGUUUUGUACUUGUGUUUGAUAUGGUUUUCUAAAGAUUAUUUAUAGUUCUUGCAUGAUUGAAUAUUAUUUUGUAUCCUUC